UUCCCACGGCGCACUGUACGAGCCUCCUUCACAGUCGACGACGGCCUGUCUGACUUUGUCGCAGAAGACAGACAUUGGGUUUUCACUCACUUAAAGAUCCAUCCCAAUUGUCAGAAGCUCGUGCGCAGCGGCCGCACAAGCUAAACAGCGCGCCAGCUGCGAAUACGAAACAUCUGCGGAUACGAAAGAGGACACCAUUCUCAUCAGGCCUUGCCAUCGCGACCAUAACCUUACAGUCGACAGAUAUCGAGACUGCUGUAUCUUGACACCAAGUUCGUGGUGCCAGAAGGCCGGCUCUCUUUGCACCAUGCACCUGGCGUUACCUGCGAGGAAAUCAACACACCCCCCACCGUAUGCACCCCGGACAAGACGGUUUCCAAUGCUUCGCAGAAGUAGAGUUCAGGCGAUAGUGAUUGGCUUGUGUGUGCUGAGCGCAGUGUUGUUCCUAAUAUCGCACCUUGGUGGAUCAGAUGGAGUUCCUUCAGGAACGCCCCCGGUGGUGAUAGUCACGGUGCUGGACCAGGACAACUACAGCAAGGCAUACAUUGACAAUAUCAAAGAGAACCGGAUUGAGUACGCCAGAAAACAUGGCUACACAACAUUCUUCCCUAGCAAUACCGACUACGACCUAGCUGGAGCCCCGAGUUCAUGGGCACGAGUGCCUGCUCUUCGACAUGCUUUAACCAAGUUCCCUCACAGCACUUUCUUUUGGUUUCUGGAUCAGAACUCCUUGAUCAUGAAUCCGGCGUUGACGAUCGAGGGCCACGUUAUGAACCCGAUAGAGAGUUUGAUGAUCAAAGACCAGCCAAUUGUGCCACCGGAUAGUGUCAUCAAGACCUUCUCGCAUCUGAAAGCACACCAAGUCGACCUGGUUCUUUCGCAGGAUAGAGAUGGGCUCGCCCACGGAAGCUUCAUAGUCCGUCGAGGAGAAUGGAGCAAGUUCUUUCUUGAUACUUGGUUCGACCCUCUAUAUCGUUCUUACAAUUUCCAGAAGGCAGACGCACAUGCUCUGGAACAUAUUGUACAAUGGCAUCCUACUAUCCUAUCGAAACUCGUGCUGAUCCCACAACGAAUUAUAAACGCUUAUAGCCCAGGGGGUCCUGCAGAAGAGUCAGGAAUGUACCAUGAUGGAGACUUUGUCAUUCGCUUUGCAGGAUGCGACCAAGGAGGUGGACGCGAUUGUAUAAAGGAGGCGGACCCUUUCUCGAAGCAAUGGCGUACGGUUUUUCACUCACAACGUUAAAGCUUUCACCUCGAUAUAUUGAUUGAAAGGAUGCGACCAUACGGCCAUAGUGGCCUCGAUGACCUACGACUUGCAAGGAGACACUGAGGACCGGCGUUCCUGGCGUAAAAACAUUGCGUGGAGAACGAGCCAGCAAUAUUGCAUGGACAUCCGCAAUGGUACUGGCGUUUUGUGGUGUGGAAGAAGCAAGAAUCUGCUCUCCUGUGUAUUAUUUCACAUGCCCUCGCAGUCAUGGGACUG
Messenger RNA from Amorphotheca resinae ATCC 22711, 1483 nucleotides. Its product is annotated as glycosyltransferase family 34 protein. The coding region runs from base 308 to 1243 and encodes 311 amino acids. Gene Ontology annotation, biological process: protein N-linked glycosylation. Gene Ontology annotation, molecular function: alpha-1,6-mannosyltransferase activity. The record is from RefSeq and is a predicted model, not a curated record. Gene Ontology annotation, cellular component: Golgi membrane; mannan polymerase complex. The transcript has 3 exons. NCBI's taxonomy places the organism in Eukaryota, Fungi, Ascomycota, Leotiomycetes, Helotiales, Amorphothecaceae.